AUGGAAGGCGCUAUUGCUUGCGUCCGUCCAGGCCUUGUGACGCAAACGUGCGGCGCCCUGGCGCGCGCGCUGCGCUACUUUGAGUCCCACGCGCGCGUCCUCCACGGCGGCGGCCUCAACCCUGCGAGCGCCAACCCCUGCGUUGGCUACGGCCACGGGGAGGUUGCCUUCCUGCUGGAGGUGUACGGGCAGCUGGAGGAGCCGGACGGCAUAGAGGGCCUGGUCCACCUGCGCCAGGGCGGCCUGACUGUGUCGGACCAGAUGCUGUCAGCUGAAAAGGCGGGGGCCUGGUCGGAGGCGCUGGCGCUGUACGAGCAGGCAAGCAGUGCCAGGGGACGUUGCGGGCGCGCUGCUGCGCUCUCUCAGGAGGAGACGUCCGCCUGCGCGGAGGCCGGGGGCGGCGCAGGUGCCGGCGUCGGCGCCGCUGCUGUGGCCGCGGCGGAGGCGCAGAUGGCUGCGGGCGGCGGGGCGCUGUACGGCCCCGAGGGGCUGCGGCCGCUGCAGCAGGGCCACCUGCGGUGCCUCCUGCAGGCCGGCCGCCUGCAGACGCUGCUGCGGCUGGUGGACGGCCUCCUGGCGCGCUGCCGCGGCGCCACGGGGAUCGCCGCCGCCGCCACGGCCCCGGCGCCGGGCGCCCUCCUCGUGCCGCCCGCCGCCGCGACCCCCGGCGCGGCCGCGGCGGCCUGCCAGCUCUCCGCGCUGGGCGUCGCUGCCGCGUGGCGGCUGGGGGCGUGGCGGCUGCUGCGCGGGUAUCUCUCGGUGCUUCAGCCGCCCGGCGGGCCGGACUCGGGCGCGGCGGCGGCUGCGGCGGCAGCGGCGCUGGGGGCGGGGGACCAGUGGGAGUUGGGUGUGGGGGCCCUGCUGGAGGCGAUGCAGCGCGGCGCGGAGGAGGAGAUGCGUGGCGGCCUGCAGGCGAUGCGGUCGUCAGUGCUGGCGGUGCUGCCCGCAGUGGCGGCGGAGAGCUAUGCGCGCGCGUACCCCCUGGUGGCCAAGCUGCACAUGCUGACGGAAGUCGAGGAGGCGUUUGGGCUGAUGAGCAAGGUGAGGGGGGCUUGA
Molecule: messenger RNA, 1056 nt
Organism: Monoraphidium neglectum
Lineage: Eukaryota; Viridiplantae; Chlorophyta; Chlorophyceae; Sphaeropleales; Selenastraceae
Product: Serine/threonine-protein kinase ATR
Exons: 6
Coding region: 1-1056 (351 amino acids)
Biological process (GO): DNA damage checkpoint signaling; telomere maintenance; protein phosphorylation
Cellular component (GO): nucleus
Molecular function (GO): protein binding; protein serine/threonine kinase activity
Source: RefSeq, a predicted model, not a curated record